Molecule: messenger RNA, 2489 nt
Organism: Vanessa atalanta (red admiral)
Lineage: Eukaryota; Metazoa; Arthropoda; Insecta; Lepidoptera; Nymphalidae
Gene: stai
Product: stathmin-4
Exons: 8
Coding region: 93-1100 (335 amino acids)
Biological process (GO): regulation of microtubule polymerization or depolymerization; microtubule depolymerization; neuron projection development
Cellular component (GO): cytoplasm; neuron projection
Molecular function (GO): tubulin binding
Source: RefSeq, a predicted model, not a curated record
GCUCAGUUUCCGGACGAGAGUCGCGCAGUUCGCUCGCGCCGCGACGCGACUCCGUCACAAGUUAGAUAGAUAGUCAAUUCGAAGCUACCACCAUGCUGAUAGGACUUGUUCGAGAUUCGGUGAUGCAGUGCUUUUGCCACUCAUGCCGAGCACCAGUUUUACCUGCAGCGCAUCGGCGGUCAGCGCCCGUCAAGAAACCCGUCGGAAAACCACGGACUAAGCAACCGAAGAAAGUCAAAUUCAUCACCACUGAAAUCCGUUGCCAAGAAAUGUCAAAGGGAGGAUUGGCGUAUGAAGUGAUCUUGGCAGAGCCAGUGGGCGUGCCAGUUCCUCGUCGUGCUGACUCACCUGAAAAGACUCCCUCUGUUGAAGAAAUUCAAGAGAAACUCAAAGCUGCAGAAGAGAGGAGACGUAGUUUGGAGGCUAGCAAGAUGGCCGCGAUCGCUCAGAAGAUGGCCAAAAUUGAGGAGGCUUCACGCAUCCGUAGCGAACAGACGAAUAACUUUAUCGUAGCCACAAAGGAAGCACUUGACGCCAAAAUGGACUCCCAUGAAGAGAAACGUGAGGCGUACAUCAAUGAAUUGCGCGCACGUCUUAAGGAUCAUCUUGAAGGCGUAGAAAAGACAAGAUUGACAUUGGAACAGCAAACUGCCGAAGUAUACAAGGCGAUUGAGGAUAAGAUGAACACAGCCGCCGACAAGCGCGACGAGAACAUCAAAAAGAUGCUGGAACGUCUGCGUGAACAUGAGGAGCAAGUCCGCAAGGUCCGCGCGGGCAACCAGGAACGCUUCCAACAGCUGGAGAGCGCCAUCCAGGACAAGCUGCAGCAGGCCGCCGACCGCCGUCUGCAGAUCGAGGCGGAGCAGCGGGAGAAGUUGCGCAACUACAAUAAUAAGCUCGCGGAGGUGCGGUCGGUUAUCACGACCAAAAUGGAGGAAAUCACCAAAGACAUCGAGGUCAAACUCACCACCGCCGAACAGAACCGGGAAAAGGAAAUUCAGAAGAAACUCGACUUUGUUAAAAAAGAGGAGCGACGCGCGGAGCUGGUGCGGCAGAACAAGAGCGCGCGCGCGGAGAGCGAGGCGCCCACCUCCGGCUAGGCACGCCGCGCCGCCACUCCGCCGACACGCCGACACGCCACAUCGCCGACUCGCCGACACGCCGACACGCCGACACGCCGACACGCCACAUCGCCGACACGCCACAUCGCCGACACGCCAUCGCGCCGGCGUCAUGCGUAGACGUUGAUCUCGAUCGAAGCGCGUAGUGUUUUAUUUUGCGCGAGCGCAGUCAGGGCUUCGACAUAGUGUGACGUCACUCGAUCGUUUCGCUAUUCUCUUCCCAUCACACGACGCCUAGCGCCGUGACGUCGCCGUUCCCGGUCGCUCGCUACGGGCGAUGCGAGUGAGAGUUUAUGUCGCUGCGAAAAUGUUCAUUUUUUUAUAUAUAUAAUCUGCGUAAUGAGGGUUCGGCCGGCUUACCAUAGAAUGAGUUAAUAUUCAGCGGAGCGAUUGCAUCGGCGUUGUUAUGAUAAAAUAAUUGACUCGAGAGUAAGAGUAACUCACCUGUCAGUGUCACGUCGCGGUGGGAUGUGACACCGAAUAUCUCCCUCGAUCAUGCUUAGGAUGUUCUAAAAUAAGACUUUGUUAAUUUUAAUAUUAUUUUCACCUAAAAUAAUGGGCAAUAUCGCUUUAUCUAUCACUUAUCAUGGCCUACGAUUAGAAAAAAAUAAAUAUCAGGUUUGUAGUAUAUCUAACUGUUUGUGAUUCGAAUUUCGGGAUUCUCUUGUGCUUGAUUUAUUUCUAAUCUGAAUUUCGAAUUACAAAGAGAUAAACGGGAGCCGAUUCAGUGGGUUCCGAUUACCGAGCGGAAAUUCAAAAGUAAAGCAUUUGCGUCGGAACCCUGUUUGAUAUGUAUUUUUCUACGACGGAGGGAAGAACGAAAUGAAAUGGAAUUAAUCUUUAAUCGUUAGUUAUAGACUAAUAUCAUUAUUUUUAAUGUUUAACAUAACGCAACAGUAUUUUAGGAAAGUAUAAUCUAAAUUUAAGUUUUUUCAUAUUAUCAUGAAUCACCAUCGCGCUAUAGACUGUCUUUUAUCAUAUAUUUUAUGUAUUAAUUUCUGUAUGUAUAUUGGUAGGUGAGGUGUGUACGUCGUCGCGGGUCGCGUUUGUGGUUUAGUCGAUGUUGUAUAAGUCGGUGGAUGCUUUGCCCGGAUAUUAAGCAGUUUAUUAGCACUAAACGUUUCGGUGACACUACCGGUCCAUACUAUGAACGCACCAGGCACGUUAAAACACGCCAGCGACUCCUACGCUCUCUAGAGUAUAUCUGCAACGUAUCGGGACCCGUUCAAUAGGGGUUAUACGAAGAUCUUUUUUUCCAUGCGCGUAUACAGAUACCGAAAUAGUAUGGAACGUUAUAGUGCUCCUUAUAACACCUAAAGUGUCCCAAAAACAAUCAGGGAUUGGUUACGAAUGAUCUGAAUUAUAUAU